Messenger RNA from Microthlaspi erraticum, 525 nucleotides. The record is from the annotation of a GenBank genome assembly. Lineage: Eukaryota; Viridiplantae; Streptophyta; Magnoliopsida; Brassicales; Brassicaceae.
AUGGUGUCCAAAGCCAUCUUCUUUUCUUUCUUUGUCGUCUCCGCCCUAUGUUUCUCCACUCUCGGCGGUAUUGCCGCCGCCGAUGCUGACGACUUCGACCUUUUCCAGAUUCAGGGAUCAGUUUACUGUGACACUUGCCGUGUCCAAUUCAUUACCCGUCUCAGCAAAUUCCUCGAAGGUGCGAAAGUGAAGUUGGAGUGCAAGAGCAGAACGAACGGAACCGUAACGAUGACCAAAGAAGCCGUUACCGACAAAUCAGGAAGCUACAGGAUGGAAGUAACCGGUGACCACGAAGAAGAAGUUUGCGAGCUCGUGUUGGUCGAGUCACCAGACAGUGGUUGCAGUGACGUCAGCAAAGAUGAAUACUUACGUAACGCCGCUAGAAUCAGUUUAACGGCCAAUGACGGAAUCGUCUCCCACGAGACACGUAUCGUUAACCCUCUCGGCUUCAUGGUUCACACGCCGUUAGCUGAAUGUCCCGCUGCUUUCAAGGAGCUCGGUAUCGUCCCUGACGUCAUCUUCUAA